GAAAAGUGGAUACAAAUUGAUAUACAAUUUGAUAUUGCUUAUAGGAAUUAGUUUUUUUUUUCUUAGAAAAAAAAAACUUUUUCAGUUUGUCUCGGAUAUUACAACUAUCACAUGGACUUGUCUUACCUUAAAAUUGAACCCUUUUAGCACUAACUAUAAUGAUAAAAUGCUAAACUAUCACAUGGACCUGUCUUCACCUUAAAUUUGGACCCUUUUAAUAGCAAUUUUCCGUUGUUUCCCUCAUUCUUCCUAUUUUAACCAAACAACCGCGAGUCUCCAGACUCCAAACCAAAACGGAAAGCAAGAGAGAAAGUCCACAGUAUCAAAUAUCAAUGAGUAAUAUAUAAUAACGGAAAAAAAAAAAAAACAGUUUUCGUAUAGUACGCAGGCACAAGUACCCGUAACAAAUAUAUUUAUAAAAGAAAACCAUUGCUCAAAUUUGUUUAGUUUUUUUUAACUUUUCCAUAGUCGAUUUACUACAAAAUUUUACAGUGGAGUUUGAAAUUUUCUGUAGCAUACUAUAGAGGUCUAAACGAGUUAGACUGAGUUGAGCUCAUAAUUUCAUAAUAUAAAUCCGGCUUGAGAGCCUAAAUCGAGCUCCGCUCAUUAACAAUACGUAUUCUAACUCAGUUCGUUUACUAAUAUUAAUAAUUUGAAUAUGAGUUUGAAAUUAGUGGAAAAUUAAAAAAAUAUAUAAAAAUUUAUAUAUUUUGGAGUCUUAUCCGCGUCACAAACACAUAGACAUAUAUUUCCUCUGAAGUCUAAACAUUGAAAAUCAAUUUGUCUGUUUUGUUUGGAGAAGAGAACACAAUGUGGGUCUGAUUUCUCUCUAUUUCCUUUUCUUUGUACUUUUCUCUUUCUUAUUAUUACGUCAUUUGUUCCCAUUUGCAUCAAAUUUUUAUGAGCUUAAAAUUGUGAGCUGAAAGACUUUAUAGCCUGCUUUUUGGUUUUCUUUUGUUCUCUCCCAAGUUCUUCUCGAGUGUUUUGGAAACCGGUGGUUGCAUGGCUGCUCAAAUCUCACUACAACGACUCUGUUGCUUUGUGGGCUUGUACUAUUUCUCAUGAAUUUAUUUUAGAAAAAGAUAAUUUGAUGGGAUCUCAAGAAGGUGGUAGUGAUAGCAAUGGGGAUGCCCAAACCCAAACCCAAACCCAAGCCCAAACCGAUGACCCGUUAUCCAACCCGCUGGUCCGGCAAGGAUCUUUAUACGGGCUCACUUUCGAUGAGGUGCAAAACCAGCUAGGUGACUUGGGAAAGCCUCUUGCCACCAUGAACCUUGACGAGCUUCUGAAAACCGUGUGGACUGUUGAAAAUGGCAACCAAGAAGCCGGGUCCACUAAUAAUGGGCCGGGCCCAACGGGCCCAGACCAUUGCUCGGACAUCAUGCUGCCCACUGAUCUGAGCAAGAAGACGGUAGACGAAGUGUGGCAGGACAUCCAGCAGCAGCAGGGGCAAAAGAGGAAUUUCCUCGACCGGAAGGCGACACUUGGCGAGAUGACAUUGGAGGACUUCCUGGUCCAAGCAGGUGUGGUGGCGGCCAGGUCGAUGAGGAAUAUGGGCCUGGCACAUGGGCCCGAAGAUUCAGGGGAAGUUAUGACUCAGCAGGCCCAGUGGAUGAUGAACUAUCAGGCAGUUUUCGUGCCAGGUCAGCAUAGCUACCCGGAAAGUCAAAUGAUGAUGUCAUCGCCCUUGUUGAUGGGCGCUUUAUCCGACACUCAGAGUCCGGUCCGAAAACGGGAUGAUAUAGCUGAAAAGAGUGUUGAGAGGAGGCAAAAGAGGAUGAUCAAGAAUCGGGAAUCUGCUGCUAGAUCACGAGCAAGAAAGCAGGCUUACACACAUGAGCUAGAGAACAAAGUUACUCGUCUGGAGGAGGAGAACGAGAGGCUCAAGAGACGAAAGGUUUUGAUUUCUUGUUUGAAGAAUUUGAUAAAAUAUUGCCUAGCAUACUAUCACCAGAGCCAAGGAAUGGAGAAAGGAGAAAAUCUUAGCAGCAGUAGACUGCGUGUGCUCACUUCUCAUUUGCGAACAGCUUCGCCGGCGGCUAUGGCGUCCGAGAAAGAGGCUGCCCUUGCGGCCGCUCCUUCUGAUUCUCCGACCAUAUUUGACAAGAUUAUCAACAAGGAAAUACCGGCAAACGUCGUGUACGAGGAUGACAAGGUUCUAGCUUUCAGGGACAUAGCUCCUCAGGCACCAACACACAUCCUGCUUAUUCCUAAAGUGAAGGAUGGAUUAACUGGAAUUUCAAAGGCUGAGGAAAAGCACCGCGAAAUUCUUGGCCAUCUUCUUUACACGGCCAAGUUAGUAGCAAAACAAGAAGGCCUCGAUGAUGGCUUCAGGCUUGUGAUUAAUGAUGGGCCUAAUGGAUGCCAAUCUGUGUAUCACUUGCACGUUCAUCUGCUCGGAGGACGCCAAAUGAACUGGCCGCCUGGCUAAAUUCUGGAGCCAAGAUAGAUAUAUUGCCCUCUUUCGAUCUUUUGAAUCCGUUCGUGCACUUUUUCAGAAGCUUGAAGCUUGUAAACUCGAAUAAGCAAUUAUCAGGCAUAAUAACCUUGGUUUUUUUAACUUCUUGAUUGUU
Messenger RNA from Striga asiatica, 2573 nucleotides. The record is from the annotation of a GenBank genome assembly. NCBI's taxonomy places the organism in Eukaryota, Viridiplantae, Streptophyta, Magnoliopsida, Lamiales, Orobanchaceae.